Molecule: messenger RNA, 1389 nt
Organism: Conger conger (European conger)
Lineage: Eukaryota; Metazoa; Chordata; Actinopteri; Anguilliformes; Congridae
Product: alcohol dehydrogenase 1-like
Exons: 9
Coding region: 90-1226 (378 amino acids)
Biological process (GO): formaldehyde catabolic process
Cellular component (GO): cytosol
Molecular function (GO): zinc ion binding; S-(hydroxymethyl)glutathione dehydrogenase [NAD(P)+] activity
Source: RefSeq, a predicted model, not a curated record
GACAGACGUUCAGUGCUGACACAGGAGAUAGGGCGUAAGCCAGAUUGUCGUUCACAGAGCGUGUCCAGUAAGCUACUCAUCUUCUUACAAUGGCUACUGUAGGAAAGGUGAUAAAGUGCAGGGCGGCAGUGGCCUGGGGGCCCAACAUACCCUUGGUCAUGGAGGAGAUUGAGGUUGCGCCACCAGAGGCUAAUGAGAUCCGCAUCAAGAUUGUUGCAACCGCGGUUUGCCACACAGACCUGUACUUCCUCCGCGAGCGUGGCCGGGGGGAGGGGUUUCCCGCAGUGCUGGGCCACGAGGGCGCGGGGAUCGUGGAGAGCGUGGGACCGGGUGUGACCAGGUUUAACCCAGGAGACACGGUCAUUCCUCUUUUUGUGUCACAGUGCCGGGACUGCAGAUUCUGCCGGAAUCCCAACACCAAUCAGUGUGACAAGAGCUGGCCUGGUAAAAGGCUGGAUGUGAGCUCUGAUACCACGUCCAGGCUGCAGUGCAGAGGUCAAACCCUGCUUCAGUACAUGGGCACUAGCACCUUCUCCGAGUACACUGUUGUCAAGGAGAUAGCGGCCGCCAAGAUCCCUGACUCCGCCCCACUGGACAAAGCCUGUCUGCUGGGCUGUGGCGUCGCCACGGGAUACGGAGCGGCUGUCAACACAGCAAAGGUGGAGCCUGGGUCCACGUGUGCGGUGUUCGGUUUGGGAGGCGUGGGUUUGGCAGCAGUGAUGGGGUGUAAAGCAGCCGGGGCAUCCAGGAUCUUUGCUGUGGACAUCAACAAGGACAAGUUCCCCAAGGCUGAACUGUUGGGGGCGACUGACUUUGUCAACCCCAAGGACUACGACAAGCCCAUCAGCCAGGUGCUGGCAGAGAUGACCAAUGGAGGGGUGGACUUCGCCUUGGAGUGUGUUGGCAGCGUGGAAGUGAUGAGAAGUGCCCUUGAGUCCUGUGUUAAAGGUUGGGGUGUCAGCGUGUUGACAGGGUACAACGACAGUCAGGACGUAUCUGCUCGAUGCCUGCAGUUUCUAGCCGGACGGACUUUAAAGGGGUCACUCUUCGGCGGCUACAAGAGUGUGGACAGCGUUCCCAAGCUGGUCAGUGAUGUCAUGAGUGGGAAGCUGCAACUGGACGAGUUUGUGACCAAAACCCUUCCCCUGGAUCAAAUCAAUGAAGCUUUUGACCUUAUGGCCAACAGUGAAGGAAUUCGGACAGUGCUGAAUGUUUUGGCACUUUGAACCAAAAAUGGAAGAUUUGGUUUCAUAAGAAGAUGCACAAAAUAAACUCCCAGAAUAUUUGAAAAGAACACUUCAGCCUUCACAAUUUCCUUUAUAUAGACAAAAUAUGUCUAUAAUCACUGAAUUUGUUUUACACAAUGAUGAUCAAGAAAAACAAAUAAAA